Messenger RNA from Trichobilharzia szidati, 906 nucleotides. The record is from the annotation of a GenBank genome assembly. NCBI's taxonomy places the organism in Eukaryota, Metazoa, Platyhelminthes, Trematoda, Strigeidida, Schistosomatidae.
AUGUUCGGAGCGUCUUCUACAGACCAAGAGAGGGAUGUACUUCACAGCUGGAAUGAUAGUUCCCCUUUAGUCUCUGGUGAUAAAUCUAAUGUUGCCAUCAAUCAUCAUCGGGAGCUGCACAGAAUUCUUGUGAGAACUUUGUGGCGGAAUAUUUAUCCAGCAAACAAACCGGGUGCACUUCCGAAAACGCCAGUGAAAGUCCAUUUAGAAUUCGUUCUACAGGAACAAGAUAUACAUACGUUGAGGAUUAUCCGCCCUGUUACACUUUCAGACGAACCAAAGUUGUUUCAUUGGUUAAAUGACAAACCUCUUUUCUGGAUUUCAAUGUUAGCCUCUUUUACGUUUGCGAGUUGGUUGUCUAUACUCAUAUACCAUUCUCGGCAUCGAUUUUUAAUGUUAGUACUAUGUUUGUUAUUAGUCCUCAUAAUUUCCCAAUCAAUGUACAAGAAAUAUAAUGCACGACUGGCCCAGAAGAUGUCUGUUUUGUCCCGGUAUAAUGGUCCACCUGUUGACUGUAAACCUCCUGAUCAACAACCGUGGUCACGAUUCUUUAGUCAGUAUUUUACCUCUCGCCCGAAAACAGAUGAAUGUAUGCAGUACUACGAAGAAGUGCUUUCAGAGCCUUUUUUCACCACCAGUAUAUACGAAGUUUGCUUGGAACUGAUAUAUCAACCGAUUAUUUCAUUGUGUGGUAGUUUGGGUACUGCAUUCGGAGAGUUCUAUCAUAAUGUAUCAGCAUAUAUCCCCUGGUGGCUUUCACCAAUUAUCUUGGGCUACUUCAUAUUUUUGGCAUUUUUGUUUGUUGUCCGUGCACCAAAAUCUCUUUCUAAUGGACAACCAUUACGCAGUCGACGGGCGAAACAUAAAAUCAAAUCGUCUACAGUACCACCACUCACUUCUUCCUGA